UGCACCUACUUCUGAGUUUGGUGUCAUCAAAGAUGGCGAUUUGCUGAGUGCUCAUGGACACAUCUCAUGGUCAUGGAUAAAUAUUAUCUUGCUUGAACUUGUGGUUAAAUGUCAUUUCUGUUUUACUUAUGAAUAUUUUAAAACAGCUGUAAUUGAAGCACAAGGGCGAAACAGCGUUAGCUACUGCAACAAUGCAAAUCACAUUAAAGACACUGCAACAGCAGACCAUUCAAAUUGACAUAGACCCAGAUCAAACGGUGAAGGCACUGAAGGAGAAGAUAGAAGCAGAGAGGGGAAAAGAUAACUUCCCAGUGUCUGGACAAAAGCUCAUAUAUGCUGGCAAAAUCCUGCAAGAUGACACGCCUAUUAAAGACUACAAAAUUGAUGAGAAGAAUUUCGUUGUAGUUAUGGUAUCGAAGGCAAAGUCUGCCACAGCUGCAUCAACACCUUCCUCAGAGGGACCCAAGGCCCCUGUCCAAGACUCUGGGUCGUCUGCGGGCCCGGCCCCUGCAGCCAUCCCUAUCCCCCCAGAGGAGCCCACACCUACAGUCGCAGAGCCCCCAGCUCCAGCCAGCUCCGACCCUAGUAUGGAGGUUCAGGGGGGAGAUGCCUCCUCUGCCUUGGUGACAGGAGCGGAGUAUGAGACCAUGCUGACAGAGAUAAUGUCUAUGGGUUAUGAGAGGGAGAGCGUGGUAGCUGCUCUCCGGGCCAGCUUCAACAACCCCCAUCGGGCUGUGGAGUACCUCCUCACUGGCAUUCCUAGCAGUCCGGUCCAAGAGACUAAUCUCCCAGCACAGCUUCCUGCAUCUGCCCGCACAGAGACCCCUACUGUAGCUGAGGGAGAAAACCCUCUGGAGUUCCUGCGUUCCCAGCCUCAGUUCCAGAGCAUGAGGCAGGUGAUCCAGCAGAACCCCUCACUGCUGCCAGCUCUGCUCCAACAGCUGGGCCGGGAGAACCCACAGCUCCUACAGCAAAUCAGCCAGUACCAGGAGCUGUUCAUCCAGAUGCUGAAUGAGCCGGCGGGGGAGGUUGGAGACGUGCCUGAGGUGGGGGACCUGGGUGCUGCAGUGGAGGAGGGAGCUUCAGUCAACUACAUUCAGGUCACGCCUCAGGAGAAGGAAGCCAUCGAGAGGUUAAAAGCGUUGGGUUUCCCAGAGGCGCUGGUGAUCCAGGCCUACUUUGCCUGUGAAAAGAACGAGAACCUAGCUGCCAACUUCCUCCUGAACCAGGGCUUUGAGGAUGAAUGAGAGGCGCUGGCCUGCCCUCCUCUCCAGGCCAGCACAAGGACUGCACCCCACUGUAGAGCAACGAUCUUCAAGGGUGAAAGAGGAAUAAUGAAAUCCACUUGAAUUCCAAUGGAAUGUGUGGGAUUUGUUUAGGGCAGAUAUAUAUUGAGAUUUUGGAAGAGCUUUGGGAACGGGAGGGAGGGGGCUGAAGGGUUUGCGGCGUGUGUGUGUGUACAUGUCUGUGUGUACAGGUGGAUGCCAGUCAAUUAAGGUGCAAAGUCAUUGAUAUGCAUAUCUAAGUUUGUUAAUGCUGUAGCUGGAUGUAAUGGAAGCACAUUCUCCUUGAUGCAUUUCUACAAUGUUGGUGUAUUGAGGGGAAAGGGAAACUAAACUGACGGUCAUGAAGAGUCCACUUGUGGUCUGUUCACUUGAUUGCACCAGUCCCUCACAUUUCCUUUGCCAUUCAAAAACCGACCACAUAGCAAAACAUCUCAUCUCAUGAUAUUGUCAUACAGGCAAGCACAUUUUGCCAGCGGCCAGGCUAAAUUAUUUGAGGUCCCCUCACUUCACCUCAAAGCUAGCUCUUUUAGUUUUCACUCAGAUAUCCAUGAUCUCUCUGGGUGUGGAAAUGCUCAACAUCCUGAGUAAAUCGAGUGGUAUAGAACAACCAAAAUGACAAAUGGAUGUGUGUCUGCUCACAGAACCGUACAGGUACAUUACUUUGUGGAUUUGUCUGAAAAUGAGGUUUUGUUGAAGGGUUCACAGUCCUCUCUAGUGUUACGUCUCUGAGCUGACCAACGCUGACCUUACCUUUACAUAUAAUCCUCUGAAGGGGGGAAGAGAGAGAUGGCAGGGACCAGUCCUGGGAUGCUGGAGUUACUCACUUACCUCUUUCCCAAGGCUGAGGAGUAGACACACCACCUUUCUCAUAGGAUCUGAUUAAUAGUACACACAAAGGGCAGCUCAAAUACAACGGGACCAGCUGGUCGAGACACUAAGGGCUGGAUUCAACCCGUAUUGUGUAAAAAUGUACGGGUAAUUUCCUGUUGAGCCGACAUGCAGUCUCGGCGACCGUGGGAACAUUGCCUUUAAAUUGUCAAUAGCGCUAUAAAGCAGAUAUUCAGCACUACGGAUUGAAUAGAGCCCAAAAUGUCCAGUAGGAACAAGGGUCCACAUGAAGUCUUUAUUAAACCAGGACCGAGUCAUAGCCAAUAAUUGUCAUCAUCCACAGCCGGAAUGAGCCUAUUCAACAGUGUUUAGAGAUGAGGUGAAUCUGAAGUUUAAACCGGCUAUCGCCUCGCUUUAACCACCUGUUUCCAACUCAGAUAGUAAAAAAUGAGGCUUGGUUGACACAUGCCUUAUUACACUAAGGAUUCUCAGUGUUUUGAGAUGUUGCUAUUGUGGGUUUUCUGAGGGAACAGAGGGUACCAAGAAAUGUGGUUUUAUGAAUAUUCACUUAUCAAGUUAUGUUUUCUCUUUAACUUAACAUGGCAGGAGUUUAAAACAAAUACACAUGUGAAUAAAGUUUUCAAUCAACUUAUUUUCAAGGAAUAGUGAUCAUGACAAUAUGUUUGACUGCAUCUGUUUUUGUGAACAUGGCUUUUACUGACAGUGGCAUUUUACAGCAUCAACAUGAUCCGCUUCAAUGCUCAGCUUCAUUAAACAUCAAUAUGUCAUG
Molecule: messenger RNA, 2904 nt
Organism: Oncorhynchus masou masou (cherry salmon)
Lineage: Eukaryota; Metazoa; Chordata; Actinopteri; Salmoniformes; Salmonidae
Product: UV excision repair protein RAD23 homolog A-like
Exons: 9
Coding region: 192-1247 (351 amino acids)
Biological process (GO): nucleotide-excision repair; proteasome-mediated ubiquitin-dependent protein catabolic process
Cellular component (GO): cytosol; nucleoplasm
Molecular function (GO): polyubiquitin modification-dependent protein binding; ubiquitin binding; proteasome binding
Source: RefSeq, a predicted model, not a curated record